AUGUCUGCAGAUCUUCCGCCGCUACUUCCCACCGAGACCGGCACGCCCCCAGACGAGUGGGCACGGUCGACCACGACUGCCGCUUUCUCCAGACCGGAACCUGCCCCUGCGGUGAGCAGAGGGCGCAGCUCCGAGUCUACUCCCGGUGUCGAGUUUCCCGGGGCCUUCCCCAAGUCCCAGCAGACGCACAGCGAAAACAAGCCGACGACGGCAGGCCCAGCUGCGUCGGAUCCAGCUUCGAAAGCGCAGGCUGAGCACGGCGCGGGAAUCGACUUUGGCGACGCUGCGAGCCGUGCGGUGCAGACCGUGACCAGCACCGCGGCGAGUACCGCCCAGUACAUCGCGUCCUAUAUGCCUUCGGGUGCGACGCAGGGCUCCCCCGUCAGAGCAUCCGAGCACGAUGUAAUACACUCGACGUCGCUGCCGUCCAGCGAGACGAUGGGUGCGGGCGAGCAUGAGCACGUCGGCGGCGCGGGCUCGCUGCCCGGCUCCGUCUCCGAAGAAUCCGUCUCCCGCCUCCCCGACGAGCGUCAGAUGGAGCAGGAUCCUAAGGCCGGUGUUGCCGAUACACAGCCGAAACCCGAAGACGUGAACAUCGCAGGCACGUAUCCGUUUGCGCCGUACGGACCCGCUGUGGGCGAGUCUACUGGAGCACCGGCGCCCAUGAUGACACACGAGACGCACCAGCACGUCGACGUCGGAGGCACAUAUCCAUCCGCGCCAUAUCCACACGCCACGUCAGAGACGACAGGCAGCGCUGCCCAGAAGGCCAAGGGCCCGCAACCAUACGAGCAGCAAAGUGGUGUGGGCAUAUUCCCAGGUGCGAUGAGCGAGAGAGUUCACGCGACCCCACCCGGCGGUGCGCAGAGCAUGCCGAGUCAGGAGAAGGGAGGAAUCAAGCCUGGUGAGCAUGUCAGCGAGGCGGGAGAACUGCCAGGCAGGCAGGGCGAGUCGGGAGUUGCGGCACUACCCGAGAAGCGUGCAGAAGAGCAGCGGGGGCAGUCGGAAAGCACCACGGGCAAGGUGACGGAGAACACCAAGGAGACGGCAAGAAAGGCGGUACCUAGCGCAGGGCACAAAGAAGGCAAGGUGAGUGACGCGCGUGCAGAUGAGGAGCAGGCGGACAUGCUCCACCCGACGCUCACGCCCCGUACGCACGCGCUGGGCUCACCGUACGCGCAUUGGCACGGCGUGUGUGUGGGCGAGUCGUACAAGAGGGGCGUGGGCGUCGAUAUCGAAUGGAUGGAGGCCGAGGGAUACGAUACGGACUAUCACCCUGCGGAGCUGCACCCCGACACGCGCGGUCCUGCUGCCGGUGGCGCUGGUGCUGCUGCUGGCGGGGUGAAGGGUGAAUCCGCUGUGCCCGAGAGUACGGAGGCCCCGAAGCAGGAUACGAGCGCUUUACCGCAGGUGCAGGCGUGCCAUGCGGAGAAGGCGAAGAAGGUCGGGUUCAUGGAAAAGAUGAGGGGCGAGGCUAAGAUCUUGCUCGGGAAAGUCGAGGGAAAGAAGGGCGAGGCCAAGGUCGAGGAAGGCAAGCGCGUCAAGGCUGGGGAAGCCUAA
Sparassis crispa is the source of this 1560-nucleotide messenger RNA. RefSeq lists its product with no specific name. The transcript is spliced from 5 exons. The record is from RefSeq and is a predicted model, not a curated record. Bases 1 to 1560 code for a protein of 519 amino acids. NCBI's taxonomy places the organism in Eukaryota, Fungi, Basidiomycota, Agaricomycetes, Polyporales, Sparassidaceae.